CACGCAGACGUCACUGAGCUGGUACAUAUAUCGUCAUCACAGUUUGAGCCAAAUUAUUCUUAUGCCAUUUUAAGGCUGCUACAGGAAAUCUUCGCAUGCAAAGGGCUCCUAUCACUAUUCGCCACUUUCCUCAAGCAGAAAUCAUGUAGGAUUUCCUGUCAGGUGACAGGUUUUGACCAAUCAGAGCCCCCGUAUGUGAUCACGGCCGUGCUCUCUGUGAGAAACAAGCAUGGUUGCUCUCUUCUGAUUGGCCAAAACCUGUCAGGAAGUCCCAAAUUGCUGCUUGAGGAAAGUGGUGAAUGAUUACGUCGCCCUUUUAGUGUUCAAAGAAAAGUGAGGGGGUCUUUUUGCGACGAGGAAUAAGCCGAAAUCACAGUGUCUCUCACUGUCAAUCGCAAACUUCAGGAUACACACAAGCAAGUUUUCGGGACUUCAGUCUUGCCCAACUUGGUUGAUUUUCGGUGCUGUUCGGCUAGCGGCUAUCCAAACACGACAAAACAUGAUGCUAGUUCGGUGAGCGACUCGCCAAAUAUCCGCAGCCCAAAGAUAUCCCAGAUUUCUCCUCCAACUAAGUAUAAAGGAGUGAUUUAGUGUCAUUGAUGAAUCAGCACAGGACUAUGAUUGAUUACAUCAAAGAUCUUCGUACCUCUUCGUUCGUAUGGAUCGCGAACAUGCCUAUUGUGACGGGAUACGAUCAGAUCGAAAUCGCUUGUCGAAAGAUGGGAGAUGCAUCUUUCACGAGGCGUCGGUCUGAUAGCUGUACCAUCGGACGCAUUUGAGCGAGAGUGGCCGAAACCCAGUCGACAACUUGGUUUUCUACCUGUCGGAAGUUCUCAAGCUCGAAAUCGUCUCUUAUCUAUGAGACAUCAUAUCAUGUCAUAAGAGUAGAUAUAGAAAGAUCAAUGGGACGUUAUAUUUGUACAGUGUGGUGCACAUCCUUAUACAUAUGUACAUGUACACUAUCUCUUAGAAUUUAUUCGUAAAAACAACUUAUUUGGUGGUCUCAAUGCACCGACUGUGAAAUAGUAAAAAAAGAAGGUGUAGUGAAACUAAACAUUACAUCGGAUUUAUAGAAAGGAUGCUAUACAUCCGUGCCAUAGUUGUUCGAGUUUUAAAAUUGUUUGGGUUCAUAUGACUUGAGGAAAAUCGUGUAUUAUUCAAAACUCAAUCGCAACCUUAGCUGCGAGACUACUACAUUCGACCAUGAUCCAAGAUGGCAAAUUUUAACCACGUGACCUUCUCAAAACUCGCAGACGAUUUUGCCUUCGUCGAUCCAGAACCGGACUUCGGUUCGCAGUCAGCAAUUUCUGGUAUUCUGUGUGCCUUGUUGUGUAUUUUCCAAGACGAGUGCCUGUUGGUGAGUGUAAUUCGGAAUGAGAACUUGUGCCAGUGGAGUCGCAAAGGAGGGGCUUGUGUUCGAAAGACGGAUGUUUUUCGAUUGAGCAUGUCACGAAUUUAUGAGAAAAAGGUAAAGCAUGUCGUAAAGUUUACAUUAGUCAGGAAAUCUAGGGUGAUUCCGCCAGUGAUAAGCAGGCUAAAAUCAGGGUCUAUAUAUAUGUAUACGUCUACCAAGAAUUAUAUUCUUGUAUUAAGUUCUUCAAUCAUAAAAUCUGCUGCUACGUUUAACAUUAUAGUGUAUAGGUACAAUAAAAAUAAUGAGGCGUUUAUAAAAGCGUAUGAUACAACGACAAACAAGAAUGGUGGCACUAGUAUAAUUGUGGGCUCAUUUUUCCAAAAUUAUUUGUUGGCGGUCCGAAUGAAGACGUCCACUGUACUGCUGUAUGACGUCGUGCGAGGUUAUUUUGGCGGAAAGAUUGACAUUCCAGCGCAAGACAGAUGCCGACGUUUAGUGGAUAUACGAUCGAUGAUGUUCAACUUUGGAAACGGGGAUCAAAAUGCCGCUGUUUGCUGCAUGAGUACAAGAAUUCGAAAAAUGUCCAUUACAGUCUAUGAUGUAAAGGUUACUUCACACCGGGGAAAAGUUUGGGUUAAAUUUGUAUCUCCGAAAUUGAUGAGGCCUAACGGUAGACAAACGCGGAAGACUGUCAUGAAAAUGGAUUCAAAGUUUAUCCUGGAUGCUGAUAUUUUGCUUAUGAUCAGUUAUAAAGAAAAACAUAUUGAUGUUUUUCAUUUUCGGCAGUCAAAUGGAUACAAACCCGAGAGAAACAAUAUCAAGCCACCUAUGGCAAGUGUUGCUCUGAUUGGUAACUCCAAAUUCGGAUCUACUUUACUUGUUCACCACAAUAAUCUAAUAGGUUUAUUUGAGAUAUUUUGUCGAUUUAAAGAUAGCAUCAGUAAGAAGAAAUAUGAAGCAAUGCUGAAACGGGUCAAUCCUGUUCUUACGUUUAAAAUGAAAGUCAAAGGCAAAAACAUAGAAUUGAUCAUGGGGAUGAAUAUGAAUCGAAAUCUCGUGUUUUUGGAUGCAGAAUAUGAUAAAAGACAAAAACAUGGCCAAAUGAAUCAAAUUGUGAGGACAGUCUUGAUAUACAGGGAAAGUCCAUAGGUACAGAUCUUAGUCGGUUUGUAAAGCAGCAUGCAUGGGAGGCACCCUUGAAGAUAUCAUUUGCUGUUAUAUUGUCUCUUCAGGUUUUGCAGAACCUAAACUUCAAAAGGUUUCCAUUUAACCACUUCACUACUGUAGCCUGAAAUUUCGGUCCGACGUCAAGGAGGAUACCGCGGUGACGUCACGGCUUUUCCAAGAUGGCGCUGCAUAUUGUAAACAAACUCGAGCCACGGCCAAGGGAAAAUCAAGUCAUCAAACAAAGUUAGAUUUUUCGCAUCAAAUCAGAGUUAUUAGUACUUUUCUGCUAUGAAAUAAGUCUUCAGACAACAAGUUAUCAUUUGAAUAAUGAAAAGUGCUGUUUUGAUGGGGAAAAAUAGGGUUUUUUAAGCCAAAUAGCCGGGCACCGAUCUUCCAAAAUUAGCGAUGGUUUCAAAACAGUCUCCAAGAUAUGGGCAAUCUCUUCAUUAUCAUAAUGGGAUUUGGAGGCAUGUUUACAGAUUUUACAAGUUCGAGACAUGUAGGACCUAAAACUCGCAUAGAUCCCCAUAGAUCCCCUCUAUUUGUCGAGUUAGCGCCCCUGUAAGAUCAUGCAUUUUCGGACACUAGAACGAAAUUUUCCUGCGGAUAUCGCGGUUUCGGUGAUGAUUUAAGGAGAAAUUGACUGUUCUUAGAGUUGUAUGGGACAGAAAUGAGUUCAUACUUCAUGAAUACAUGAAUAUAUUAUGAUAUGGGCGGGCUUCUAAGUCAAAACUCAACUGCAUCUCUACCGUGUAUCGCAUAGUGCAUUGCCUAGUGUAUUUCGUAGUGUAUUUUAGCGGAGACAUUAUUUCCGCACUUUGGCCACGCUAAACGUCUUUUUUAUUCGUGGAAGUUAAUCUGCUCUUUAAAUUUUAUUUUACACAGGAAGAAUCCAUACUAGGUAUUGCAAUAUUUCAUGUCUAUUGGUGAUUUUGUGUACAGGAGCGCACCAGACAGUGGGACGUGGAGAUGUGUUCAGUGCUGGUGCUGUCAGUAGACUGAAUCUGUUUGGCCAUAGCGAUCACUAAUAUGGGAUGUGAUCACGUGAUAUGACGUCACCGCGGUAUCCUCCUUGGUCCGACGUGCAAAUAGACUGGAAUUUUGAUCUGAUGACGUCAUGGCGCAAUGAAAUACGAUGCAAAAAAAAUUCAAAUUUCAAAAUUCAAAUAUGUUUUAUUACUACCUUAAAAUUAUAUAUUUAUCGGUUAUAAACAGUAACUAAGUAACUAAAUAUGCAAGGAUUAUAACAAAUUGAUAUAAAAUUAUAAAAGUACAAAAGGUGUGAAGAAGGAGAAAUCAGUCAUCCUGUAAAGCCUUCAUCUUGAGAUCGAGAGCUUUUUUUUUUACAGAAACUACUCACAGAAUGAAUGAUUUCACCUUCUGCAUUCAUUCAAUAAAGGAAUAGGUUUUCAUCUUUUCAACUUAAAUGCGAGGAAAGAGGCUUGAAAAUAAAGAGUUUCGAAAGUCCUCAUAAAGCGGAUAGUGAAGAAUAAAAUGUAGGCCUACACGUCAUUACGUUAUUGUAUUUCAAAUCAUAUUGUUUAAACUGCAUUUAUUUUCACUUUGAUUAUAGUAUUGAUUAGUAUUGAUUAGUAUAGGGGCAGCAUGGCCGAGUGGUUAGGGCUUCGGACUCACAAUCCGAAGAUCAUGGGUUCGAUUCCCGCACCGGUCUGUCUGCUUUCAACCCUGAGCAAGUUGAUUUACCUCGAUUGCUCCGUCCUUCGCAUGAGACGUAAAACCGAGGUUCCUUGUAUCUGGUGUCUAUUCCAGAGCAAGUAAAAGACCCCAUCCAAGUGGACUGUAGCUUGUGGUGAACUACCCCUCCUCAACUUGUGGUGUCUAUGCCACGAAGCCGAAGUCGGAGUCACUAGGCCAAUAAACCCAAUUGGCGCUAAACCGUAGUGGCACGCAUUACCGCUCAUCCCGCCUUGGAGGGGAAAUA
This is a messenger RNA of Lineus longissimus, 4463 nucleotides long. RefSeq lists its product as uncharacterized. The record is from RefSeq and is a predicted model, not a curated record. The transcript has 3 exons. The coding region runs from base 1214 to 2503 and encodes 429 amino acids. NCBI's taxonomy places the organism in Eukaryota, Metazoa, Nemertea, Pilidiophora, Heteronemertea, Lineidae.